Messenger RNA from Ilex paraguariensis (yerba mate), 309 nucleotides. NCBI's taxonomy places the organism in Eukaryota, Viridiplantae, Streptophyta, Magnoliopsida, Aquifoliales, Aquifoliaceae. The record is from the annotation of a GenBank genome assembly.
AUGAAGCUUUCAGCCCCACCAGGAGGAGGGCAGCAAUCUCCGGCUGCAUCGAAGACGGAAGCCGUGGAUACUCCACUGCACGUAUUUGGGUUUGAGAUUGAAGAACUGUCACCGCAGAAGGUCACCGGACGCCUUCAGGUUACCGACAAAUCCGUUCAAGGUGUUGCACGGAGGCGUGUCGGCACUGAUAGCGGAGGCACUAGCAAGCAUAGGAGCUCACAUGGCAUCAGGGUUGCAGAGGGUGGCCGGUAUACAACUCACUAUCAACCAUCUCAAGGCUGCCCCUCUCGGCGACCUUAUCUUCGCUGA